Dinoponera quadriceps is the source of this 8655-nucleotide messenger RNA. It is a transcript of the gene enok, whose product is annotated as histone acetyltransferase KAT6B-like. Gene Ontology annotation, molecular function: histone acetyltransferase activity; DNA binding. The transcript has 6 exons. Gene Ontology annotation, cellular component: MOZ/MORF histone acetyltransferase complex; nucleosome. Lineage: Eukaryota; Metazoa; Arthropoda; Insecta; Hymenoptera; Formicidae. Bases 1254 to 8570 code for a protein of 2438 amino acids. Gene Ontology annotation, biological process: nucleosome assembly; regulation of DNA-templated transcription. The record is from RefSeq and is a predicted model, not a curated record.
GACGGCCCAAUUGGGAGAGAGCGAUUAAGCGAGCGCGCGGUCGGCCAUAGUCUCUCGCGCCGGGCGAGCCGCGUGGAUCGCCGUUGUGUCUUCUCGCGCGCGCGAUCGGCCUCGUUCUUCGCUUUCUUCGCCGCGCCGCUCGGCGGAUCGCCGUGCGGCGCGUACGCUCUCUCGCGCGCGCACACCAUGUACAGGAGGUACUCGUGUAUACGUGCGAGCAUAAAUUCGUAUCUCGCGCGGCGUAUCGCCACCGCGAGUACACACGCAAUACUUAUCAUCGUGCGCACCCGUCAUACGUACACACACGCGCGUUACCGUGCGCCGUAUGCGGGUACGUAUCCGUUCGCGGAACGAUCCGGCCGCUUUUUUCCGGCAUACGUCGGAAGCCAGCGGGGGCGCCCAAUGAGAAGAUUUGUUUUCGAGUCGUUCGCAAGAGUUAGGUCUUCUUAUUGGACGCGUCUCGCCGGAAAGCGAGCGUACGAGUCCUUCUGCGGCGAGUGUACACGAAUACGCGCACAUAUCGCGUAAAGAAUGUGUAUAUAUAUAUAUGUCUGAAGUACAUAUAUAUAUGCUUGCAAUGCGCAGGGUGUAUUAUGUGCAUACGCGACGUAUGCGCGCACGUAACGCACACUCGCACCGGUACACAUGCGCAGAACGGGCGAGCCAGCGGCGCGACGCACGUGUGACCGACCGAGAGAGAGAGCGCGUUAGUGUGUUAGUGAGGCGCAGACCGGGGCCGGGAUUGGUCGAGGGGAACGCGUGCCGCCACGGCUAUCUCGUGCUUCGUACUUCCGCCGCCGUGUGCCGGAGAGCGCGCGGCGAGUUGCGCAGUGCGCUCCCCACCGCGUGCGCGUAGUGUGUGUGUAACCCCCGCGCGCGCCGUGUCCGCCAUCUUUGUCAAGUGGGUAACCUUUGUUGAUUUGUGUGAAAUGUGACGCCGUUGUCGCGCGAGAUAAUUGGUGAUCGUGAUUACGCGUUCCGUGUGUCGUUGAUACCCGGUGAUACGUGCCAACGUCGUACCAGUGGAUUUACCUGUCGAUGGGAGCGCUGCGACCAGGGUCAGCGCAAUAGCCGGCGCGCGGAGGAGGAGAGGAAGAAGAAGCUCUCGAAGCCGAGCUUCGCAAGAGAAGCAGGAUGUGAACGUCGCGCGUCGGCGAACGUGACGUCGUUUACCCCGGUGAAGAGGAGGAGGCCACUAGCCGUGACUUCGUCGACGCGUCGUCCGCGCCUCGGCCGCCGAGGACGGGGACGCGAUGGGCGAGCAGGACACGGCCGACACUUGGUCGGCCUGGUUUUUAGACGCGAUACGGAAGAUACGCAGUCAGAAGCAACGGCCGAGCGUGGAGCGGAUAUGCCACGCGAUACGGCAGCACCACAAUUACCACGAGGAGGAGAUCGCCGAACACUUGGAGGUGGCCGUAAAGCGCGGCGCCGUGCUCAAGAUCUUCAACAAGGGACAGUCUUCGUACAAGGACCCGGGCGGCCUGCAGUCGAGGCCGCUCAAAGUCAACAAGGCUGUGGACCUCAGCAAGGUCAUAGGCAAGGCUGUGCGCGAGCUCGGUGAGCGCGAGGGCUCCUCUCUCAAGAGUAUCGAGAAGUACAUCCGGCAGAGUCACACCGUCGAUGAGGAGGCCGACGGCGACCUCAGGGUCGCUCUCAGGCUGUCCGCCAAGCGCGCGGUCGACCGGGGACUCGUGCUGCAGGAGGGAAGACUGUUCCGGCAGUCCGACCGGCCGCCGUACCUCAAGAAGUACAACGACAGCGCUCAUUCGCCGCCGGAACCGACCGUGAUCAAGCUGCCGGCGCCGCUGCCGAUCUGCCGGGAGUGCCUUGGCACUACGGUGGCCGGUAACAACAACAACAACAAGCGCAACUCGAACGAGAAGCUGAGCAGGUGUAGCGUCUGUGGUGCCGCCCUGCACAACUCAUGCGCGCCGCCGGAACUCUCGGUGCUUGUCGACCGGGGGAUAACCUGGUCCUGCGACGACUGCUCGCCGACUUGCUCCGGCUGUCAGCUGGAGCAGGAGUCGCAGAAUUAUCUGGUCAAGUGCGCCGGCUGCAUCAAGUGUUACCAUCCCACCUGUCUCGACUCCAGCCUUGACAAGAAGAACCGGGCGCCCUGGAGAUGUCGGCAUUGCCUAACGGCACACACACCGGUCGGCAAGGACGACGGUAAGAAGAACAGGGCGCAGGAUUCGGCCGACGACGACACGACGAACAGCGCGAGGAAGAGGCUGAAAUUGCGGGAGAAUCGAAAAUCGAUGGUAUCCAGAAAAUGCUUGGCGAAUGCGUAUCCCGGCAAGAGAGGCAAUGCGGGAGUGGCACAGGUGGACAGCAGCUCGGACGGUAAUGCGGGUGUUGUCUCCCCUCGUCAACCACCUUUGAUUUCCUCUCCUUUACCACAACCCCCCACCCCACUCGCAGGCCAGGGUAGGCUGCUCGAGGAAAAGAACGACAGGAUCUCCAAGGAGAAGCAAAAGUUUUUUAGAUUGAGCGCGUUUAACGCCGAGCACAGUAAAUUGAAGCGGGUGGGGGGCGGUGAUAAAUCGAGACCCUCGCGGAACGUUAGCGCUAGGUCGACCCGGGGUGCCGUGAGUCCGAAAAAGCAUGGAACGCCGCGAGUGUCUAGCAGCAGCAGCGCCGGCGAUAGCAGCAGCAGCAGCAGCAGUAGCGAGGCCGGUAACAGCAGCGAGAGCUCGGACGGCAGUGACAGUAGCGACGAUGACGACGAGGACGAUGAUGAUGAGGAGGAGGGCAAUAGCUCGAGCGAGAGCAGCGGCGAGUCCUGCUCGUCGUCGGACGAUGCGCAACGAAUCGAGUCACCCAAGACGAAAGUGCCGUUCGCCUGCGACCUGAGCGAGGACAAGCCGUGGGGCUUCGCCGCCGCCGCCGCUAAGCUCAAUGCAGAGUCGCCUUUCUUCAGCAAUAUCACCAACACCUUCGGCGCCCCGUUACCCAAGCUCGACGUCAGCGACACGCCGACUUUCGGCCUGCACAUACAGCCCGCGGCGGACGGUAAGAAGAAGAAACCGGAGCGCCAGUCGGCCGGCGGGCUCGCCGACAACAAGGUGAAGCCUGGAAGCGGCCAGCUGAGGAGCCUCUUCGACGGCUUGAGCCACUUUUUUUCAGCGCCCAGCAGAGCGAGAUCGGCGGGUGUGCCGGCGCCGAAUUACGCGCCGGACAGGAGGAAAAGGCCUAACGCCGAGGAGGCCGAGCCGAAGACUAACAACCGGGUCUCCUCGCGGACCGCUGGCAACCAGCGGAGCAAACCGGACGACUCGCCGAGUAAGUCGAAGGAGCGGAAAAAGAGCAGCAGCGAGGCCGAGGGUGUGACGAGAGUACCGAAGCCCGGUAUCUUCGUGCCGUCCGACGAGAGUCUGUACAGCUCGCUGAACGAGAAGCUGCCGAGAUUGACGCCGUCCGGUCUGGUGAAGACCGCGGUGAACAGUAAGAGGCACGAGCACGAGAGGAGAAGGCUGAUGAAAGACGACGCGUCGUCGCUCGUCAAGUGCGCGGGCCCCUCGUCGCCGUCAUCCUCAUCGUCAUCGAGACACGAGCAGCAGCAACAGUCGCGAAAGAAGUCGGACGCGACGCGCCACCCUGUGCCCGCGUCGCCCGUUGCGAAAUCCGGCCUCAGCUCUGACUCCGUCAAAUCAAAUCCCAAUCCAAAGUCCAAUCCACGAGCCUGUACUAGCGCCACCACCACCAACACCACCACGACACCCCGCGCGACACCCUGCUCCACCAGGAAGGAUGAGCCGGUCGUUACGCUGACUCUGCCGCCGGGUGUCACGCAGAAGGACGUGGAUCUCUUCAAGGAGGCGCGCGACAAGGCGGCUCGGUUGACCGUCACCAACGACGACAGCGAUCUGUUCGCCAACUCGAACGCCAGCAACGCGUCCGGCAACAGCAGCUCAGCGCGCAAUCCUGCGGCGAUAGUGUUCGGCCGUUACGAGGUCGAGACUUGGUACUCGAGCCCGUUCCCUCAGGAGUACGCGCGACUACCGAAGCUCUUCUUCUGCGAGUUCUGCCUCAAGUACACCAAGAGCCGGGCGGUGCUCGACAGGCACAUGGACAAGUGUCAAUGGAGGCAUCCGCCGGCUACCGAGAUCUACAGGUGUAACGGAUUGUCCGUGUUCGAGAUCGACGGCAACGUGAACAAGAUCUACUGUCAGAACCUCUGUCUGCUGGCGAAGCUGUUCCUGGAUCACAAGACGCUUUAUUACGACGUGGAGCCCUUUCUGUUUUACGCGGUGACGAAGAACGACAGGUACGGCUGCCACUUGAUCGGCUAUUUCAGCAAGGAAAAGCACUGCCCAGCGCAGAGGUACAACGUCUCCUGCAUCAUGACCUUACCGCAGUAUCAGAGACAGGGCUUCGGCAGGUUUCUCAUCGAGUUCAGUUAUCUCCUGUCGAAGGUCGAGGGUAUCCCGGGUACGCCGGAGAAGCCGCUCUCCGAUCUCGGCCGUGUGUCGUAUCAUUCCUUCUGGAAGAGCGUGGUACUCGAGUACCUGGACUCGCAUCGGAACGCGAACGGCAUCAAGUUGGACGAUAUCACGAAGGAGACCGGCGUGUCGGCGCACGACAUCGCCAUGGCGAUGCAGCUGCUCGGCUUCAUCAAGUCGGUGCAGCUGCCCGGUGGGGGGAACUCGAAGGUGGCUGUGGUAGUCGAUUGGGAUAAGGUGGACGCGCACAUGGCGAAGGUGCGGAAGAGUUCCCGCAUCAAACUCGACCCCGACUGUCUCAGAUGGAUACCGUUGCUCACACAGAUACCCAACCCGUAUCAGACCGCGGAGGAGAGCGGCGACACCAGCUCGGAGGUGUCCCCCGCGGCGACGGAGCCGAAGGCUGCGCCGGCGGUCGUCGAGAAGAUACAGAAGGUGAAGAUAAAGAAGAAGCCGAGGGGUAGGAGAAUCGGCCAGAGGAGGUCGACGCCCUUGAAGCCGAGGCCUCCGCAGAAGAACACGCUGCAGAAGGACGCGGGCAAAGAAGAGAAGGACGCUAAAGACGCGGUCAGGGCGUCGAAGGAGUCGAGGGAGUCCGCGAAGGAGAGUCGCGGUAACGUCGAGAGCGCCGACAGCCGGAAGGACGGCGAAGCGGACUCGAAGAGCGGCGCGGCGGCCUCUUCUACAUCGAGGAACUCCCGCGCGGUCAGCUCGGCGAAGAACAACACCCCCGCUCCGACCAGUCCGCCGAAGACGACGCACGUGAUGACGAUGUCGAAGAGGAGGAUCAGACCGCCUAAGACGUACCUGGCCGAGUCGGCGGCCGCCGUCACGACGCCGCUGAGGAAACGCAAACAUUCCGACAAGACUGAAGCCGCGGGCAAGGAGGAGGUGAACAUCCGGAAAAGGACGCGGGAGUCCCUGAGGGAGCGGGACAAGGAGCAACGCGAGCCCGAGCGCGACAAGGAGAAGACGAAGGACAAGGAGAAAGCGAAGGAGAGCGAGUCCUCGCCGAAGGAGACGCCGACGGCACCGCCCAAGCCGGAGUCGACGAGCCGACGAGCACCGCUGCCGUUGACCCCGAAGUCCCCGUCGAAGAAGCAGUGCAAGGUGGACGACAUCCUGCUGAAGGUCACCAGCAGGCAGACCAAGUACAUGCAGAUGAAGCAGGCGAAGGAGAAAAAGGCGGAGGAGGCGCAGUGCAACGGCGGCAAGGAAGAGGCGCGAGACUCGAACUCGUCGAAGAAUUCGUCGACGCUGUCGAGACGGGGCAGGACCAAAACGGCGGCGACGACGACGACGACCUCGACGACGACCACGACGACGACAGCGGCGACGGCGAAGACUACGACGACGACGUCGUCGUCGACGGAGGCUCUGAAGAUGCCGCAGUUGAAGCCGGAACCGCCCACGAAGAACCGAGCCGAGAGUCCUGUGAUACCGCCACCGUCGUUAUCCCCACCACCUUCCGCGGAACCAUCCGUGAAAAACGGCUCCGUUCGAGCGGCCGUGAAGCAACCGUCCGCACCGGACCUACCGUCGAAGCACUCGACGGUCGCCGCCGGCAACGCCGCGGACAGCAAGAGCGAGAGCGCGGAGGAGAACAACGGCUCGACCGCAACCGCGGAGACGGAGGUGGCGUCCGCGAGUCCUGGUGAGUACGAGGGUGGCGACGAGGACGAAGGCGAAGAGGAGGAGAUGCCCGCGCCUAAACCCGGCAAACAGCAGCCGUCCUCGCCUGUCGCGGAGAAGCCCGCGAAGGAGGUCGUCCGAGUGGACGACGAGAGGGCAGUAGCGGACGACAAGUCGCAGGAGGCGGAGAGCUCCCCGCAGAAGGCGGAGCCGGCGGCACCGGUCGGCGACGAUCAGACUGAAACUUUAAACGAAUGUGAUAAGGACUCCGAGACUGAGAGGCCCGUGCGCAGUCCGGAGGCAUCGAAAACAGUACCUGAAGUUGCUUCACCAAAAGAGGAGGAGGUCGACAAGCCGGAGGCCGCCGGUCUGCCGAAGAGGGACGACCCCAAGGAAGAGUUUGUCUGCGAGACGACGACGAAGGAAACGAAGCUCGAUCUGACGCGGCCGAAGGCCGAGGCGUCUCCCGCGACGACGACGCCGGCGACGACGGAGAAACGGGGCGUCAGCAACAACGCGACGACGACGACGGAGGUCGAGCCGCUGACGCCUCAGGAAAAGGCGGUGCCCGCGACGUUGGAGCAGCAGGACACCGCGCUGCAGACGCAGACGGACGAGCUGAAGCAGCACUCGCCCGAGAGCGGCAAGACGACGCCCCACUUGGAGAACCCGGGCUCGGUGAAGCGAACGCCACCGUCGCAGCCGGACCUGCCGUCCAUGGGGGUCUACACCCCGGAUUCGACCACCAAUUCGGUGCACUCGCUGCACUACGGCCAGUGCGACCUGGACGUCAGCCAGCUAGGCCUCGAGUCGCCCACGUCCAUAGCGAGCGACCUCGCGUCGCAGAACAGCGUGGAGCGGCCGCCGAGCGCGCUACCGUCCAUCCCGCCGUCGGUGAGUGCGCCGAUGACGGUGUCCAUGCAGAUCGCUGCGCCGGUAACGUCGUCGUCGUCGCCGAUGCCUGUGAACUUACCUACGUCGCAGCAGCAGCAACAACAACAGCAGCAGCAGCAGCAGGUGCAGUACGCCGACUGCUCGAUGUCGCAGCACACGCCGCCCGCUCACGUGGGCAUCGGCCAUCCGAUGCACCCACAGCCGCAGUCCCUCCAGCAGCCGCGCACCCCGCAGUCGCACACUCCGCAGAGCAUCCCGACCCAGAGCCCGCAGCCGUUGCCGCAGAGUCACACGCCGCAGCCGUUGCCGCCGCAGAGCAUACCGACUCAGAGUCCGCAGCCGAUGCCGCAGAGCCACACGCCGCAGCCGCUGCCCCAGGCGCACACGCCCCAGCCGAUGCAGCUGUCGUUGGGGCAGCAGAGCAUGGCGCACCAGCCGUCGCAGCCUCCCCCGCAGUCGCACAGCAAGAGGGCGAGCGGCUCGCAGACGACCCACCGGUCCAGGUCGACGCAGCAGAGCGGCAGGUCGUCCCACCGCGCCACUCCGCCCGCGACGCCCCACGGGCAGACCUCGCAGAGCGGGCACAGCAACAGCACCGUCGCCCACAGCGGCGGCGGCAGCGCGCACACGGUGCCGCCGCAGUACCAGCAGUCGCCCUCCGCGUCGAUGAGCGUGCCGAUGACUCACCCGCACUCCCACUCGGCCCACGCCGCCGCCGCCGCGCACUCCCACAACAUGGCGGUGAUCUCGCAGGGCAACUACAUGGCGGUCGCGGGCUCGCAGGGCUUCCCCGCGCAGAACACCUACGUGAUACAGCACCGGGGCGGACGUUCCGGCGCCCCGACGCCCUGCACCACCGCGACCAACUUCUACAUACAGACGAGCGCGAUGCCGCCGCACUCGCACACCCCGGCGCCGCCCUCGCUGGCGGCGUCCGGCAACCACCAGGCGACGAACUCGUGCAGCCUCGCGAAGCUGCAGCAGCUCACCAACGGCCUGGACAUGAUCCCGCCGACGCCCUCGCCGGCGAUGAACCUGACGCCGCCGCCGCCGAUACCGCACACGAUGACGCCGCCGCAGACGUCGCGGCAGCUGCCGACGCCGCCGCAGGUGCCGCUCGGCUACGCCAAGAACUACUACAACGUGAACACCGUAGGGCCGCCGGGCACGCCCGGCCCGCCCAGCCGCUCCGCCUCGAGGUCGUCGGCGAACGCCGCGGCCAACAUGGCCUCGCUCACCCAGCCGUACCCGAGCGAGAGCCUCUACCGGCAGAGCCUCGACCCGGGCGGCGCCUGUCCGCAGAUGCAGAGCGCCGCCAGCCGCGUCAGCCCGAACGUCACGCUCAACACGAAUCUCAUGGCGGCCGCGCAGUACGGCUACCGGGUGGCCCAGCCGGCCACCGGCUACAUGAACCAGGCGGCCCAGUUGGGCGGCUUCAUGAAUCAGGCGAGCCAGCUGCCGGUGGGCGUGGUGAACGUGCCGGCGCCUUACCCGCAGGACCCGCACCAGCAGAACCCGGCGGCGGUCUACACCACGUAUCACGGUUACAUCAACGGCGGCCUGAUGCAGCCGCUCAACAGCACGAUGAGGCCGCGUUAGGUCCACCCGGGCGCGAAGUGGAGUCGUACGGACCACUCUGGCUUCCUCUCAUCGCGCCAGCGGCCCGCUGGAUCGCUGGAACGAC